CAGAAGGAGGAGAUGUUGGUGCCUUCAUGGCUUGAGUCAUUGCUAUCCACAACAUUCUUCUCCAUCUGCUCAACACAUAGAGAUGCCCCGAGAAGCGAAUGCAACAUGUACUGCCUGGAUUGCCGCAACGUUGGUGCGUUUUGCUUUUACUGCAGAUCAUCAAGGCACAAAGAUCACCAAGUAAUUCAGAUCAGACGGUCGUCUUAUCACGAUGUUGUUAGGGUGAAUGAAAUUCAGAAGGUUUUGGAUAUCACUGCAGUUCAGACGUAUGUGAUAAACAGUGCGAGAGUGCUGUUCUUGAAUGAGAGGCCUCAGCCCAAAACUGCUGUCAAAGGGAGCUCACAUAUCUGUGAAGUUUGUGGGAGGAGUCUCUUAGACCCUUUUCGUUUUUGUUCAUUGGGAUGCAAGGUCAGCUAG
This is a messenger RNA of Fragaria vesca subsp. vesca, 417 nucleotides long. RefSeq lists its product as uncharacterized. NCBI's taxonomy places the organism in Eukaryota, Viridiplantae, Streptophyta, Magnoliopsida, Rosales, Rosaceae. The record is from RefSeq and is a predicted model, not a curated record. The coding region runs from base 13 to 417 and encodes 134 amino acids. The transcript is spliced from 2 exons.